AAUAUACAAUCUUUUCAUUCUGAACAGGUUGAUAGGAAAGUAUACAACGAAGAACAAAAAACUUUCCGUCGUAUGACUAAAGAUCAACCCGUUGGCCUGAAGUAUGUUGGUGUUGUUCUCAGUUUGGUGAGAGAGGUUCUGGAUGUCUCAGGAAACGUCAUCGAGCUAAUCGUUCGCGCAUCUACACUUACCGAACAGAAUAAACCAAAGGCUUUCGUUCACUGGGUUUCGCAUCCCAUCACUGCUGAAGUUCGACUAUAUGACCGAUUUCAUGGAGGGAAAUUUUGUGAACAAUCGUUUUUGUUGCUGUUGUUCUUCUCUAGUAAUGGUAUGAAUAAUAUUUUUAUAACGACAAUAUCUGAACUGAAAUUAAAGCAAUUUUGA
Molecule: messenger RNA, 384 nt
Organism: Angiostrongylus costaricensis
Lineage: Eukaryota; Metazoa; Nematoda; Chromadorea; Rhabditida; Metastrongylidae
Source: the annotation of a GenBank genome assembly